GGUAGGACGGAGUGUUUAUCAUGAGCCCGUGGGAUUCAGCAGCAGUCAGUUGUAGUUUCUAAAUGGAGGAUUCGCGUGUUGUUCCCAUUGCAUCGCAGCACCUGACCUGAUGUGAGUCUCAUUCCAGCAGCCGUGACGGGGACAGACGGUAAAGACAUUAAAGAGAGGCGGGACGCACAUCGAGGCUCAAGUGUGAGGAAGCUUUCACCCCGGUGUACACACUUCACCCAAACGGGGAACGACUUGAUUGAGAUAUGGGGUGUAGGCUGCCUAAGUUGCGGAAGGCAGAAGAGAGGCGAAGCCCGGGCAAUAUCUACUCCACCCUUCGACGGCCACAGGUAGAGACCAAAGUGGGCGUGGCAUACACCUACCACUUCCUGGAUUUCCUGUUGGGGAAAGAAGAGGUGCCGGUGUCAUCGGUGCUUUGUCUCUCCUCGGUCAGAGAGCUACCGGUUCAGGUCCGGGAACUCUACGCGCAAGGUUUCGUCCUGGUCGCCGUCCACCCUUUUGUCCAUCCAUGCGGCCCUAGUCACGCACACAUCCAGCGCCAGCUGCACCGGGCCGUGCUGGUCCGAGAGACGCCAAGUUCAGAGAAAAGCCAACUGAGGUGGGCAAGACAUCGUCUAGAGACAGACGUGUGUGUGGCAGGUCAUCAGGCUGCUGACCCAGAGGUGAUCCAGAGCUAUGUCAAGAGGAUCCAGGACGUAGCAGAGCAAGGAGUGAUGUUCGUGGGCUUCCUCCAGCAGCCGGGUGGAGGACCCUGCUACUUGGGGCACUGGGAUCCUGAAGAGCUGUCCUCCUUACAUUCAAGCCCUUCCCCCAUUCGUCGACACCCCUUCAGCGCCAACAACAGCCCAACAGACCCUCCAGAGCCACAUCAUAACGACGCCGAAGCUGAACAUCACCACUUUGAACCUCAAGAGUUCGAUCUUGAAGGUGUAGAAAAUAACACACGGGACGACAACCCAAAAGAACCAGACUUCAGGCCGCUGAAACCCAUACAGAGUUUAGAGCUUAAUCGAGGAGGGUCCUUUGAGCAAAUCCAGACCUUGCAGAUCAGCCUCAAAGAGUCACUAGAAUCUACAAACCAACUUCAAAGUCACAGCAAGCCCAGUGUAGACACAGUUCAGUGGUGUUCAAAUCAAAACCCAACAGACGCCCAAGGGGACCAGCGGUGUCCCAGCCCUCCAGAAGCUGCUGGUAUAAUCAGACAGAAGAAGGACCAUCUACCAGGCCUCAAAGAAUCCACAGAGAAACAUUUGAACCUUUCCAACCAGAGAGAAGGACAAAGUUCAAGCUCCGACAGCUGGCCCAGCUCUCCUGAACUGGACGGAAACCACAAAAGAAAGUCCAACUUCACAGACGGGCAGAGCAGUUUGACGACGCACAACAACAACAAUCAUAUCCGGCUCAAGAGUUCAGAGAAAGAUAAGAAUUCAACUUCACCUCCAGCGCAGGGUGGGAUGCAGCUCUUUGCAUUGUACAACCACACAGGGGAGCUGAACGCUUCAGUGAGGUUCUACUCAAUCAGGGUGCCACUGUUAAUACAAAAGGAAGCCGGGUUAAUCACGGACGUUGACACACACUGGCUUGACCACAUGACUCAGCAUUUCACCAGCGGUGCGCACCUCAUCGACGGGUUUUUCCACCUCGGAAAUGAUAACGACAAUGGGGUUUCAUCUGUGGAUAGUGUGUUCAUCUUCCAGAGCUCUGCAGAGGAGACCACAAACGCCUCCUACGACGCCAUCGUGGUCGAGCAGUGGACCGUUGUUGAUGGUGUCGCGGUGAAGACGGACUACAUCCCCUUGCUCCAGUCUCUGGCUCCUUAUGGAUGGAGGCUGAUGUGUGUGUUACCCACACCCAUUGUCAAGACAAACAGUGACGGGAGUUUGUCGACCAAGCAAAUCCUCUUCCUUCAGAGACCCGUUUUGCAGCGCAAGAGAAAAGACUUCAAGAUGCUGAACCUCAGGGGUCGCAGCAAGACAAAGAAAAAGUCUACUGGAGAAACGCAAGAGGAGAGAGAGAACAUGUCCCCACUGAUGGAGACAGAGAUGGAUGGGUUGAGAAGAAACACAAAAGAGGAGGAGGAGGAGGAAGAGGCCGAGGGGAGGAAGAGCAGGGACAGCGGAAGGAGCCUUCAGAAGGGUGGAGAGGAGCUGGAAGAGGAUGCACGGCAUCAAAGGGGCUUCUUCUACCUUUCGGGGAGCAGGGCUUCUGUUGAGGAAGAGGAAACAGACAUUGAUAACAUCCCUCUGUCUGAGCAAGAGAAGUCGGACAGUUGGACAGAUGUGUGCCAGAGAGAUGAUGGAGGAGUCAAGGAGGAGCUGAAGACGGAGGAGCGCAUCAAACAGCAGCUGUUUUCCGGCGUCUGUUGACACAUUGGGCACAAAGCAGGCGAGGAGUGAGGCCUGUUAGGUUUACGGAAAAAAAAUGCCUUUUUGAAAUCACUGUUUUUUUUUUUUAUUCCAACCCAGAUGUGGUCAGUCAUACUGUUACUAGUCAUCACGUACCGUUACCUUCGCUUCAGUCUGCUCGGUUUCUGGCGUUAACACUGUUGCGAGUCGUUGAGGUUGUAGCUCCCAUGUACGGGAACGUGUCGUGCAGUUCUCUGCUUUGGGUCGGUAUUGCCGUUUGAUGUAUCAGUAUAUGAAAUUAAACAGUUCAAGGCUAAUGGAGAACAACCUAGAGCGAGUCUCCGGUCCAAGCAUUUUGUGUUAUUUUCUUGCCCCGCGUUGUAUUUGACUUAUUUCUUGUAAAGGGACUGUUAAGAAGGGAAAACUGAUUUCCAGCGGCUCACUGUAUUUUUAUAUGUAAAGUAUAUUAUUUAAAAAUCAGGGCGAGAGAUAAAAGUUGACAAAGUUUGUAGUACAAUGCUUAGAGCCUGAAUGAUAUACAUGCACUAGACAAUUAGCUUGUCUAGAUAUCAACUUAAUUAUUAACUAAGAAAUUGCAUUAGAGAAAUGUGUCUUUUGUCCUUGUUAAAUACUGUGGUUUAUUUGCAAAUUCUAAAAUAUUUAAUUGAAUGCACUCCAUCACAAUUUAGACAAACAGUUUUAAUAAGGAUCCCUUAAAUUUGGUAGUAAGAAAAAUGGAUUUCAGACGAUUAGUUAAACAAUUCUGUUCUACAACGCAUUGAGAUAUUAGAUGCUACAUUUUAUUGGUCUUAAACAUUCAGUUUGUGUAAAUUACAAAAUAAGUAUUACGUCAUUAGCUCUAGUUGAAAUCUAGAUAGUUUUGGUUUUCUUUGGCCAGGUUUUGAGAUGGACAUCUCAAAUCCUUUCUUUACCUCAAUUCAAUAGAGGUGAAAGGAAUUUAGUCUGCGGUGCUUGUUAAUAAAUACAUGAGAAAGUGAAACAUCUCUUUUCAGAAGCAUGUCCCGGCUACUCCUCACAACACAUGGUCGACACUUUACUUUGACUUUCUUCAGUAGAAAACCUUAAGGUCUGUUGAUUAUCCAGAGUAAUGUUAGCAUAAUUAUCAGCAGCUGAUAUCUCAAACCCAAAAUGUCUGCUUUGUUAGAUACAAGAGAAAAUUAUUUUUGUCAUUUGGGAGAACUGACUUUUAAAAAGGUUUUUUAUUUGAAAGAAAUGGGUGAAUUAGAACUAUUUAUUACUUAUUUCCUGGAACACCUGUGUCAUGUCUAAGUAGUGUAACAUGUGAGUCUUUAUAUAAAAGCAGAAGUCAAUAAAGUGUUUAAAAACA
This is a messenger RNA of Cyclopterus lumpus (lumpfish), 3702 nucleotides long. RefSeq names its product raftlin, lipid raft linker 1a (gene rftn1a). Lineage: Eukaryota; Metazoa; Chordata; Actinopteri; Perciformes; Cyclopteridae. Bases 255 to 2375 code for a protein of 706 amino acids. The transcript is spliced from 10 exons. The record is from RefSeq and is a predicted model, not a curated record.